UCGCCAUAUUGCGUUUUGUGAGGAAUGGUAUGUGACCAAGAAAGCAGGAAAAAAGCACCUUAAUCGGACUUUGUCUGGAGCUGAAAACUUAUGUCAUUCCUCAUCUUAUCUAUGUCUGAUGUGUUAAGUCUGUGAGACUUAUUGUAGUCCGGUAUAGUUCCCUUUUCCGAUAAAAGUUCCCUCGCUAGACGACCCCUCUUUGCUCCUCACAGAGAGAAGCCAUUUCUAGCAGACAAAGGAAACUCGGAUAAGGCCUUGCAAUAUCGGACGAAAUAACCUGAUAAGCUCGACGAGACUUCUUCUGCUGAAGUCUAGGCAAUAUUUGUAAGCCUAGGCUAGUAAAACUUCGAUUCAAGGAUGCAAUUUAACUGAAAACGAAGAUAACACCAGAUGAAAUCCAAGGACUUUCAUGAGUACUGAUCCAUCACGAUGGAAGUAGAUGAUGUGGAACAUCUUGAUCCCAGUGAUGGCGAGGAUGAUAAUGAUACACAGCCACUGAUGACAGAUGACUUUGUAGACCAGAAAGAGUAUGGAAGGAAACAUGAAUUCUUUGGAGUCAAGGGAGACAACUCUUACCCUGAUGAGAUGGAUGAUGCUGGCAAGGUCAGUAAGAAUGGACUGGAAUAUGACAACAAGGAGAAUGACAGUGUGUAUGACUCCCCAGGUGGACACAGGCACACACACAGACAUAAGAAGUUCCGCAGACAUCAGCUAAGGAUGGCCGAGCGGUCAGCAGGUUCUCGAAAACAUCGACAUGAGGAUGAUGAUGAAGAUACUGGUGACCUAGAAGAUGGAGAGAUUCUGGAGGAUGGAGAAAUAGCUGAUGAAGAAGAUGAAGAAAGGCCUCCCCCAUCAAAGAAAGCCUCAAGUGAUCCAAAUAAUGAAUCAUCAAAAUCAUCUCCAAGUUCGUCCCGAGAGCACCGACAUAGUCACCGACAUGAGCGUCAUCAUGGGGAGGAGAAGGAAUCGGGAGAGGGAAACGAGGAGGGGGAGGAAGAAUCAGGGGAUAAAGCUCGAAAGGAGAAGAAGAAAAGAAAGAAGUCCAAAAAAGACAGACAUGAUCGGAAAGAUCGCGAAAAAAAGAGGAAGCGACAUGGUAGAGAAUACAGAGAUCCUGAUCGCCCAGAAGAUCAAGACAUGAUGUCCUUUGACAAGAGGUCCAGGUCCCCACCUGGGCCAUAUGAUAGCCCUGGAUAUGACAGUCCAUCUGGACCAUAUGACAGCCCAGGGCACAACCGUAGUCCAUCAAAGAAACACAGCUCUCCUAGCCAAUAUGACCACUUGUAUGACAGCCCUCCAGGACUCUAUGAUAGUCCAUCGUAUGAUGAAGACUCUGAAGACGGGGGCCAUAACUUACUAAGGCCUGGUCCCGGACCUGGUUAUGAUGGAGAUUACAUGGACACUGACAGUCAGAAUCAAACGCAUGGUAGGAAGAGGAAAGCAGGUCACAUCAGUAGAACUCCAAGACGAUCAGGUGAAAACCAAGGCCCGGUGCAACCCAGGAAGAAACCACUGUUAGAAAUACCUCGUCAUGAAAGGCCACACUGCAAGUUCUACAUGGAAGGAAAAUGUGCUAAGGGAAGUGGUUGCCCGUUCAAUCACGACUUCCGACCACCUAAGAAACCAGAAGUGUGCAAGUUCUACCUGCAGUCAAACUGUUCCAAGGGAGACUUCUGUAUCUACAUGCAUGAUGAUUAUCCAUGCAAGUAUUUCCACACCGGAGCAGACUGUUACCAGGGUGAUAACUGCAAGUUUUCCCAUGAACCCCUGACUGAUGAAACAAAGGCAUUGCUGGAUAAGAUACUACAUGGUGACGAGCCAGAUAAGCCAAGGCCUUGCUUACUUGGUUCCCCUCCACGCCACCUGCUGGAAGGAGGAGUAGGAGGAGACCUGACAAAGAAGAUCCCAUCACUGUUUGAUAUUCAAGUGUUUCCCCCAGGACAGAAUCCUAGUCCCCGUAAACCCACCCCAGCUUCACCGUCCAUUAGACCAAGUGGUUUCUACCAAGAUUCAGGUUCUCCACCACAAGCUCCUGGCCCAGGACCACCUCCUAUUAAUCUCCCUCCUCCCCAGCAGCAUGCCUCAGUUCCUCCAGUUCUCAACAUGAUAGGUGCAAUAUUGAGGGGCGCCCCACCAGAAGUGGUGGUUAGGGCAGGUGCUCCGGGACCGAACCAAGGACCUCCACCUGGUAUGCAAGGACCCAGAAUGCAAGGUCCAGGAAUGGGUCCAGGACCCAGAGGCCUAUUCAUGGGCCCAGGGCAUGGUCAAGAUCUAAGAGGUCCAAGGGGCCCAGGUGGACCUCCUGACAUGAGAGGUCCAGGACCAAAUUUCCACGACCAGAGAGGGCCUCUUCAUUUAGAUAACGGACCUCAAGGUCGAGGGCCAAUGAUGGAUCCUCGUAACCCAAGAGCUCAAGGAGGUCCUCCUUUUGAUCCAAGGGAUCCCCGAGCCCAACACAUGGAUCCUAGAGAUCCAAGAUCCCAAGGAAUGGACCCACGAAGACCCCCAGGUGUGGAUCCUCGAGGUCCACAUCAUGGAAUGGAUUCAAGGGGUCCACCUCAGGGAAUGGAUAUAAGAGGGCCACCACCGGGGAUGGAUGCAAGAGGUCCACCAUCAGGAUUGGACCCAAGGGGUAUGUCCAUUGAUUCCAGAGAUCUGCGGGGGAAUGAUCCAAGAGGUCCUAGAUCUCAAAAUAUGGGCCCUCCUGUUCAAGCAGAUCCAAGAAAUCAGAACAAGGAUCCCAUGGAACAAAGAGAAUUAGGUCAAAGAAACCAGAGACCGUUAUUGCCAGAUCCCAGGGGACCUUUUGAUGUAGAUGGUCCCCCUAAAGACUCAUGGGAGGCAAGAGGUCAAUCUCAAGAUUCAAGAAAUGUGCCAUUCCUUGCAAGAGAUCCAAGAGCCAAAGCUCAACCUAACAGAGACCCUCGCAGUGCUUCAUCUGAACAACAAGACAAUCAAUCAGUCAGUGACCUAAGAUGUUCACCACAGGAAUCUGAGACUAAAGUCAAAGAAGAACCUAGAAUAACAGCUUCAGAUCCACGAAGAAGUAGAGAUCCAAGAGUGUCAGUGGCAGACCCCAAAACAUCUCCAAACCAUACCAGUGACACAAUAUCUAGUCCUUCAGCUCAUCGUGAUGCAAGAGCAGUGAAAUCAGAGGACAAGGAUCCAGAAAGUCCCAUUUUAAGUACAGACUCCAGUAAAGUUCCAAAUAUUGAAACAAAAGAAACUGAUAAAGAAGAAAACAAACCUGAAGAUGAGACACCGAGUAAUGAAGAUACACAAGAAAUCUCUGAAGAACAAGGUGGAGGUGAAAAUGAAGGUGACAAGGCCAUUGAGAUGGAAAUUCCUAGUCACUUACCUCCAACCCAACGGAAUUUGUUCAUGCGAAUAAAGCAGCAACAACAUCAACAAGACAGUGCUCUGAGUGAACAAGGGGAGACAACUGAGACAAGCGAUGAUCCAAGUGCAGCUAAAGGUUCCCAGGAUGCUGAAGAUGAUGACUGGUACUCCAGUGAUGAAGAUUUGGAAGGGGGACCUAAAUUAAUGGAUGUCUUGAAGAAUCUCAGCAAACAGAUGAUUCAGUCCAUCAAAAACCAGGCUCCGACAAUUCCAGAAAAAGCACAGUCAGCACCCCCUGGUGUCAGAGACAGUGUCAAACCAAGGGCUGCAAAGAGACAUGAUUCUACAGAAAGUAUGAAGGGAUCUGCAUCACCAAAAGACAUAAUACGAGAUUACUCAAUGUCAGAGCAACCCAGCCAGGAUGUUAUUAAUGGUUCCUUCCCUGUGAUAGAAGCAGUCCUUACUUCAAUGACAUACAGGAUCAAAGACUUCAGUUUGAAUGAAGACGAGCAGAUCCAAGGGUGCAAACAAGCAGUGAACAGCCAAGUCAACCCCCAAGUCUUUCAAGCUUGCAAAAAGCUGUGUCAGAGCAGAUUGCAAAGGCUUUGGAUUCUCGUGGGAGUGAUCCCCGCUUUACAAAGAGUGCAGUCUACACCCAAUCCCAUGUCUCACAGCCUACCUGUCAGACCAAUCAAAGAUCCUCGCCUAGGCCGACUUCAGGAACAGGGCACUCCACAGUCGGGUGGUAGACAGGACCCCAGAAAUAUGUCCCGCCAACAUAGUCAUGAUGGAUCUGGGAGACUUAAUGACCCCAGAGCUUCGGGUUCAUUCCAGAGUGGUGAACCAAGGAUAAGACCAGAUGUCAGGAUGCCAUUUGAUCAAAGAAUGGGCCCGGGUCCAAGACCAAGGCCGCCAUUUGGUAACAGAAUGCCAUUUAUGCCCCGAAUGCCAUUUGGCCCGAGAAUGGGUCCUGAACCCAGACUGCCAUUUGAUCCCAGGAUGGGCCCAGAUCAGAGAAUGCAGUUUGAUCCAAGGAUGAAUGCAGAUCAAAGAGGGCAUAAUGAACCUCCCCAUUUAAGUGAUCCGAGGUCAGGGGGUGAUCCAAGAUGUGGUCCUGGAUCAGGAGGUGAUCCAAGAUCAGGUAUUGGGCCUCUUCAGGAUGACCCAAAUAACAGUAUGGGGAUUGUUGGAGAUCCAAGGCAGGGGCCUGGAUCAGUAGUUGAUCCAAGAACAGGUUCUUCACCCAAAAAUGAUCCAAGGUUAAGUGCAGGUCAUGAUCCAAGGUUGUUGGGUGACCCUAGAGUAAGUAGUGAUUCAAGAAGUCAAGGACUACAGAGAACUAACUCUGACCCAAGAAGUGCUAAUUCUGAAAACAAGUUAGAUCCUCGACAGAAUCAAGCUAUGCCUUCAGCAUUAUUAGAACCCCCAAAAUUAUCAGACCCUAGAAUUUCUAACUUAGAAACUGCUGAUACUAGUGAAUCAGAAUCUGGCAUGUCUGACUCUCAAUCAGAUCAGUCUGUGAAAAGGUUUGACUAUAGAAAUGAUCCAAGAUUCAAGAGGAAACCUGCUUCUGAUUCCACAGAGAAGGGGAUCCUUGUGAAAAAGUUUACUGGUCAAAGGAAAAGUAGUAUGGAAUAUAGUUCCCCAUUAGGAAUGGAUGAUUCCAAGUCAGAUGACAGUUCAGGUUACAAUAGUUACAACAGACAAAGCUCUAAUCCAACUAAACCCGCCACCAAAGGUGGGAACUGGGGAAGGACUAGUAGCAAUUCUCCAGGGGUUACUGGAGCUCCAUCGGCCCCCCAGGCUGGACAACCAUCAACACCACCACCACCAGACCUUCCCAAACAACCUGGGGGGCUAGAUUCAGUGACACCAGGCAUUCCUGAUGUGAUGAUUCCACCCCAAGUCCCCAUGCCCAAUGAACCACCUCUCAAAGAUCUGUUUAAGUCUAUAGAUCCCACAGCUUCCCCUUUCUGUUAGGGUCUAACUGCCCCUUACUUCCUAUCGUUCGGUCAUGUGCAAUCACCACCACUUUACACUUUAUUUCCAUCAUAAAGCAUUCAUCACAUGAAAGAAGCACCACAAAUCUCUCCUUAGAUUUGAAGUCCGCAUUGUGUUCAAUUUCAGGAUCUAUGAGGCCAGUGUCAAUAGGAAGUCUCUGUUCAUCUCUUGAUGAGUUUGUAAUUAGAAAUUGUAAACAUAAAAUAUCAUGAACAUUGUGAUAAUGUGAACCCUGCUUUCUUUCCUUGUUAGAGAAACAAAUGAGAGGAUAUUAAGUGUAAGUUCCAAUCUUCAUGUCUUUCAACACUCAGAUGUUAUACAAGCUUUUGGUCUCUCAAUGUAGUCUUUGUUAAGUCAUAAACAGGACUUGGUACUUACAAAUAUGGUCAGGCCAUAUGUCUGGAGGCAGUCACAGUUGCUGUGACAUAUUUAUUUGGACAUACUCUUUCAUAUUAAGAGGAGCAUAGUGCUGCACUGCUCAGUGUGUUUUCUGUGUAUUUGAGAUGUGGUAGUUUUGUAUGUUCUAAACAUAUUCCAGUAGUUGUGAAUGGUUGUGUCUAAAUGAAAUAUCCAUGCUGUUUGAACUUGCAUAUUAGUUGGGGUUUGGGUUGAUAUAUAUGUAUCAACCUUCUGUGUUACUAUACAAGGGGAUACUUGACAAUUUAAGUGGAAUUUGAAGUAUCUAUGACCUUCAAUAAUUACUCAGAAGGAGAACUUACACAGUGUUGUUGAAUGAACUGAUGGUAUGAUGCAUGAAUCAAAUGAGAGGUAAAUAGUGUGUAUGUGUAUGAAUGUGAUUAUUAUGUAUAUUAACUGAAGGCAAGAAAUUUUCCAUGACAGUUUGCAAAUAUGCACCAUUUUCUGUUAUAGAAAGAGCAACAUGCUGCUUAGCUUUCAAAUAUAACUGUUACUGAGUAUCAUGUGAUCUCACAUAUCCCCAGCACUUCUCUGAAAAUAGUUUUGAUAUAGGCUUUCCUUUCCAUUAAUUAUUAGUGAACUAAUUGUUCCUUUAUGAUUUGAUAAUUAAUCCAGGGCCAAGACGAAUCUUUUAUGUCUAAAUUUGUUGCUUACCAAAGCCCAAUAAAAUCUGUACAUGCUUAAGUAAUGCUUUAAGUUUCAAGCUUUUCUCUUUUGCAUGAGAGGCAAUGACAAUGGAAUUCUAAAAUGUUACUUAAAGGCACGUCAAAAAGUAUAGUUUAAAGUUAAUUCUCACAACAAUGUUCCCUGUUGCAUUUAAUAGAUCCUAAAUACAUGUUGCUCAUAUGAUAAUGGCAACUUUAUACUUCUAAGUGUUGCAGCUUUACGGAAACUGAUGGUGUAUGGAUGUGAAGUGUUGAGACUGCAGUAGAUGUUAUUGUGAACAACAGUGUUGUGAAGUCAGUAAAGUAAACAGAAAGGUGCUUAGUGUAUUUAUAUAUUACAUUUGUAAAUACUCAGUUGUUAUGUACAGAUGUGCCAAUGUCAAAGUGAACAUUUUAAACUUGUUCAUCUGUAUGUCACAAAAAUGCCAGCUUUCAAUGUCUAAGUUUGGCAAAGAAUAAAUUUUAACAAAAUA
Haliotis rubra (blacklip abalone) is the source of this 6895-nucleotide messenger RNA. RefSeq names its product zinc finger CCCH domain-containing protein 4-like. The record is from RefSeq and is a predicted model, not a curated record. Gene Ontology annotation, biological process: negative regulation of DNA-templated transcription. Lineage: Eukaryota; Metazoa; Mollusca; Gastropoda; Lepetellida; Haliotidae. The transcript has 15 exons. Gene Ontology annotation, cellular component: nucleus. Gene Ontology annotation, molecular function: RNA binding; metal ion binding. Bases 430 to 5319 code for a protein of 1629 amino acids.